AUGUAUGUCUUCAAAGUUGAACCUAUUAAUGGGAGGUUAUUGUGGGAAAAAAGCACAUGUCCUACCAAGUUGAUACCACCAAAGUAUCGUGUCCCUAUUGGCAGACCAAAAAAAAAGAGAAGAAGAUCUGCAACAGAAGAUGAUGGAGUGUCCACAAAAUGGAAAUCUGUAACAUGCACAAAAUGUGGAAAUGUGGGCCAUAAUGGAAGGACCUGCAAGGGACAAUCACAUACUGGGAAUGGAACAGGAGAAGGUGCAGCAGGGAAUACAACAGGAGAAGGUGCAGCAGGUAGCAGUGGUGGUGUACAAAAUGGAGUUGGGAACAAAGGAAAAAGCCCCAUGCUUUGA
Molecule: messenger RNA, 348 nt
Organism: Lactuca saligna
Lineage: Eukaryota; Viridiplantae; Streptophyta; Magnoliopsida; Asterales; Asteraceae
Source: the annotation of a GenBank genome assembly